CAUUUACCUGACCUAUUUUUGUUAAAAGGAAGUUCUGAUGGGGUUCCUUCCCUUUAAAUCUGGUACAGCGCUACAGUUUAUUCCUCGGUGGAAAGGUGUACUUUCACGAAUUCUGCCAGUUCUUGGAAAUGUGAGAGAUGUGCAUCGGCCGAUUUUUGCUAAUGCAUUUAAGUGUUGGUGUCAAGCUGCUUGGCAAUAUAAUGUGGAUUUUCCUUCGCAUUCACCCCUUGAUGGAGAUGUCAUGUCAUUUUUAAAUUCUGCUUUCGAUCUUUUUCUUAGAGUUUGGUCAACUUCACGGGAUCUAAAGGUUUGUGCGGCAUCUGUGGAAGCCCUGGGUCAGAUGGUUGGUCUCAUAACACGCAACCAACUAAAGGCUGCUUUACCAAGGCUUAUUCCUACAAUAUUGGAUUUAUACAAAAAGGAUCAAGAUACCGCUUUUCUGGCAACAUGCAGUCUUCACAGCCUCUUAAAUGCCUCUCUUCUGUCUGAAAGCGGUCCUCCUAUGAUUGAUUUUGAGGACCUAGCACCCAUUCUGUCAGCACUUCUUCUGGUGAUUUGUGUGAAUACUGAUGGCAAAGAACAAGUGGGGCUGAAGACAUAUAAUGAAGUUCAGCAUUGCUUUCUGGCCGUUGGCCUGGUGUAUCCAGAUGAUUUAUUUGUGCUCCUUGUAAAUAAAUGCAGGCUGAAGGAAGAACCAUUGACCUUUAGUGCACUUUGUGUUCUGAAGCACCUUUUGCCCAGGUUAUUGGAAGUCUGGCACAAUAAAAGGCCUCUGCUAGUUGAAGCUGUAAAAUCCUUGCUAGAUGAGCAGAAUUUAGGUGUCCGAAAGGCACUUUCAGAGUUGAUUGUGGUUAUGGCUUCACACUGUUACUUGGUUGGUUCAUCUGGUGAGUCGUUUGUUGAAUAUCUUGUACGCCAUUGUGCCCUGACAGAUCAAAAUCAGAGUGAUAUUGACAACAGGCUAAAUAAGAGAGUUGAGAUGAAAAUUGGUGUUGUGACUUCAGGGGACUUGAGAGCAAUUUGCGAGAAAGGGCUUCUUCUGAUAACUAUUACAAUUCCUGAGAUGGAGCACAUUCUUUGGCCUUUUCUGCUGAAAAUGAUUAUUCCACGGACCUAUACAAGUGCUGUUGCCAUGGUUUGCAGGUGUAUCUCUGAAUUGUGGCGGCAUAGAUCGCAUGACACUGAUAUGUUGAGCGAGUAUAAAAACAAUGCUGGUAUGCCAGCUGUUGAGGAUCUUUUUGCUCGUCUGGUGGUGCUUUUACAUAAUCCUCUUGCAAGGGAGCAGUUGGCUACCCACAUUUUGACUGUUCUUUAUCAUCUUGCACCUUUGUUUCCAAAAAACAUCAAUAUGUUGUGGCAAGAUGAGAUUCCGAAGAUGAAGGCAUAUGUUAGUGAUACAGAAGACUUGAAACAGGAUGUCUCAUAUCAAGACACUUGGGAUGACAUGAUAAUCAAUUUUCUUGCAGAAUCUUUGGAUGUGAUUCAAGAUUCAGAUUGGAUCAUGUCUCUUGGUAAUGUUUUUACCAAACAUUAUGAACUUUAUGCUUCUGGUGAUGAACAUGUUGCACUUCUUCACAGAUGCUUGGGAAUGCUUCUUCAAAAGGUUAAUGACAGACCUUAUGUUCGUGAUAAGAUAGAUUGGAUGUAUAUACAGGCCGACAUUUCUAUUCCAACCAAUAGGCUUGGGUUAGCUAAAGCAAUGGGAUUGGUUGCUGCUUCUCACUUGGAUACAGUGUUGGGGAAGCUGAAGGAUAUUCUGGAUAAUGUUGGACAGAGCAUGCUUAAUAGGAUACUGUCAUUCUUCUCUGAUAGUUUUAGGGCGGAAGAAACUGAUGACAUACAUGCAGCUUUGGCUCUAAUGUAUGGAUAUGCUGCAAAGUAUGCCCCAUCAACCGUUAUUGAAGCCAGAAUAAAUGCCCUUAUUGGGACCAACAUGCUUUCAAGGCUUCUACAUGUGCGAAACCCCAGAUCCAAGCAGGCUGUCAUUACAGCAAUUGAUUUAUUAGGUAAUGCUGUUAUUAAUGCUGCUGAAAGUGGCAUACCAUUUCCAUUGAAAAGAAGGGAUCAAUUGCUUGAUUAUAUAUUAACGUUGAUGGGUCGAGAUGACAAUGAUGGUUUUGCUGAUUAUAAUGAACUUUUACGUACUCAGGCCCUAGCUAUAAGUGCUUGCACUACAUUAAUCUCUGUAGAGCCCAAAUUAACAGUCGAAACUAGAAACCAUGUAAUGAAGGCCACGUUAGGGUUCUUUGCUGUGCCAAAUGAUCCAGUAGAUGUUGCCAACACCCUCAUAGAGAACCUGAUCACUCUAUUAUGUGCAAUUCUUCUCAGAAGUGGAGAGGAUGGAAGAAGUCGGGCAGAGCUUCUACUACAUGUUUUAAGGCAAAUUGAUCAAUUUGUUUCUUCCCCCAUUGAGUAUCAAAGGAAAAGAGGCUGUCUUGCAGUCCAUGAGAUGCUUCUCAAGUUUCGGAUGGUUUGUGUGGGUGGGUAUUGUGCAGUUGGCUGCCGUGGGAUUUGCACACAUAACAAGCAAAUUGACCAGACUCUAUAUGGAAACUACUCAAAGCUUACAACUGCGUUUAUAUUGCCAAGCCGUGAAGCUUUGUGUGUGGGAGAUAGAGUUAUAAUGUAUCUUCCACGUUGUCUUGACACAAAUUCAGAAGUUCGAAAGAUAUCUGCUCAAAUUCUUGAUCAACUCUUCAGCAUCUCUCUCUCUCUUCCACGGCCUGCAACUUCUUCUAUAACUUCUGAAGAUAUAGAAUUGUCAUAUGGUGCCUUGUCUUCUUUAGAGGAUGUUAUAGCCAUUUUAAGGAAUGAUACUUCCAUUGAUCCAUCAGAAGUUUUCAACAGGAUUGUGUCCUCACUCUGCAUCUUGUUGACCAAGGAUGAGUUGUUGGUUACACUGCAUAAUUGCUCUGUAGCAAUUUGUGAUAAGAUCAAGCAGUCAGCUGAAGGAGCUAUUCAAGCUGUUAUUGAGUUUGUUACAAAGAGGGGGAAUGAGCUUAGUGAAAUUGAUAUCUCAAGGACAACCCAAUCACUGAUCUCUGCCAUUGCUUACGUAACUGAUAAGCAUUUGCGUAUGGAAACUCUUGGUGCUAUAUCUUCCAUGGCUGAAAACACCAGUCCAAAAAUUGUUUUUGAUGAAGUUCUGGCUACUGCUGAAAGGGAUAUAGUGACAAAGGAUAUAUCUAGGCUCCGUGGUGGUUGGCCCAUGCAGGAUGCAUUCUAUGCAUUUUCUCAGCACAUGGUGCUGUCAACAUCUUUUCUGGAACACGUGAUAUCUGUACUUAGCCAGGCUUCUAUUUUCAAAGGUGAUUUGGACAGUGCUGCAGAUAGCCAUGUUGUUGACAGCCAGCCAGAGGAUGGCAUGCUGCAGGCUGCAAUACUAGCUCUUACUGCUUUUUUCAGAGGUGGGGGAAAGAUUGGAAAAAGGGUUGUCGAACAAAACUAUGCCUCAGCUAUAUCUGAGCUAAUGCUGCAACUUGGAAGCUGUCAUGGUCUAGCUAAGUCGGGUCAGCAGGAACCAUUACAGUGUCUUCUUACUGCGUUUCAAGCAUUCUGUGAAUGUGUUGGUGACCUUGAGAUGGGCAAGAUCUUGGCUAGAGAUGGAGGACUGUCCGAGAAUGAGAGUUGGGUUAAUCUCAUUGGAGACAUAGCUGGCUGCAUAUCUAUAAAGAGGCCAAAAGAGAUACAAAGUAUUUGUCUAUUUUUGACAAAAUCAUUGGAUCGACUCCAUAAAUACCAUCGGGAAGCUGCAGCGGCAGCAUUGUCAGAAUUUAUUUGCUACAGCAGCGGAGUUAAAUCAUUCCUGGGGCACAUGAUUGAGGUUUUGUGUCAGCAUGUAUUUGAUGAAUCUUCAACUGUUCGACGUUUAUGUUUGAGAGGGCUAAUAAAGAUUCCGUCGAUUAAUAUUCUGGAGUAUGCAACUCAAGUUUUAGGGGUCAUAUUAGCUCUGCUGGAUGAUUCAGAUGAAUCUGUGCAAUUAACUGCUGUAUCAUGCUUGCUGAUGAUCCUUGAGUCUUCACCUAAUGAUGCAGUUGAGCCCAUUUUGCUUAAUCUUGCAGUGCGGCUUCGAAAUCUUCAGGCAAGCAUGAAUGCAAAGAUGCGAGCUAGUUCUUUUGCAGCGUUUGGAGUGCUUAGCAGUUAUGGAAUGGGAGCACAAAGGGAGGCGUUUCUUGAGCAGGUACAUGCUGCGGUUCCUCAUGUUGUUUUGCAUCUGCAUGACGAGGAUGUUAGUGUGAGGCAGGCCUGUCGGAUAACCCUGAAGCGGGUUUGCUCAAUGAUGGAUGGUGAAGGGUUGCUUGCACCGGUGAACACGCACAGUUUCCUUUCUGAUCACCGAAGUAACUAUGAGGACUUCCUCAGAGACAUUGCCAAACAUUUUAUCCAUUAUCUUCCCUCCAGAGUUGACACAUAUAUGGCAUCAACAGUUCAGGCUUUUGAUGCCCCAUGGCCAAUAAUUCAGGCAAAUGCUGUAUACUUCUCCAGCAGCAUACUCUCUCUAUCAGACGACCCUCAUGUCUUAACUCUCUACCAUACACAGGUAUUUGGGAUGCUGGUGGGCAAAAUGAGUCGAUCGCCGGCUGAAGUUGUCAGAGCAACGUGUUCUGCUGCUCUGGGCUUGUUACUAAAAUCCUCUAAUUCUUGUUCAUUGUCCUUGACUCGGCUAGAUCGAGUGGACUCGGCACGGAGGAGACAUGAUCCAGAGUCUACCAGCAGUUAAAAGGAGAUGGAUGAAUUGUCAAGAAUCAUGAUGGGCCUUGAACUAGAGUGUUUUUUUAUGGAAGAGAUUGAUUCUGCUUAUUUGCAGCAUCCUCUGGGCACCGUUGGCUAAUGUGUUUGGUGUGGUGUGUACGUACAUCAGUUACUCAGAUCAUUUUUGUUUUAAUUAUUUUCCGUCUUUUGUUGUAAAUGCCAUUUUUCUCCCACUUUAUUUUUAUUUUCAUUGUACAUUAAUGAUGUAUAACAGGCUUGACGUGCUGAAGGGAUGUAUAUAGAUAUUGGUGCUUUCUUGAAGUAUUACAAUUCAGCUUCCCGUUUGGGAAGGGUUAAACUUGAAAAUAA
Molecule: messenger RNA, 5061 nt
Organism: Prosopis cineraria
Lineage: Eukaryota; Viridiplantae; Streptophyta; Magnoliopsida; Fabales; Fabaceae
Product: protein SHOOT GRAVITROPISM 6-like
Exons: 46
Coding region: 38-4720 (1560 amino acids)
Cellular component (GO): cytoplasm
Source: RefSeq, a predicted model, not a curated record